Molecule: messenger RNA, 636 nt
Organism: Miscanthus lutarioriparius
Lineage: Eukaryota; Viridiplantae; Streptophyta; Magnoliopsida; Poales; Poaceae
Source: the annotation of a GenBank genome assembly
AUGGCCUUUCAAAGAAGUGGUAGCUUGUUAGCCCUAGCCUUCGCCAUCUGCAUACUGAUCCCAUGCUGCUCCUCCAGCAAAGAAGCCAUGGAAUUGUUCGAGAGAGCGUGCCAUUGCUUCGAUGACCCCAAUAUCUACAGCCAGUGCGCGGAGGAGUUCAGGCUGAACGUGGAGGGCGCGUUCCACGUGCAGAGGAACGAGGUGGACGAGUACUGCGGCGGGCCGUGCCUGGAGGAGACGCAGCUGGCGCUGCAGUGCGUGGAGGAGGUGGCCGCCGAGAGCUUCAAGUUCUCCAACGGCGCGUCGGUGCUGGCGGUGAAGCAGGCGCUCGGCGCGGGAUGCAGCUACGGCCCCGACAGAGCAACCUUUGAGAUCAGGGAGCGCAAGGAAUGCGUCGGCGGCGCCGACGAGUCCUACUACCACAAGUCUCGCGACCACGAGCAGGAGAAGCCAGUCGGCGGCCGGUACUACGGCGAGGGCAGCCAGCAGCCGUAUGAGCAGGGCGCCGGAUAUGGCGAGGGCGAGGAGUACUGCUACGGCUACGGGGCCGCUGGCAGGCUAGGAGAGCGCCGCGGCUACCUGCAGAUGAUGAUCCUGCUGCUCGUUGCCUCUGCACCACUUAUCCUCACGCUCUAA